Indicator indicator is the source of this 2586-nucleotide messenger RNA. It is a transcript of the gene IL31RA, whose product is annotated as interleukin 31 receptor A. Gene Ontology annotation, cellular component: signaling receptor complex; external side of plasma membrane. Gene Ontology annotation, biological process: cytokine-mediated signaling pathway. NCBI's taxonomy places the organism in Eukaryota, Metazoa, Chordata, Aves, Piciformes, Indicatoridae. Bases 1 to 2586 code for a protein of 861 amino acids. The transcript is spliced from 15 exons. Gene Ontology annotation, molecular function: cytokine receptor activity; cytokine binding. The record is from RefSeq and is a predicted model, not a curated record.
AUGUUCAACUAUUUGAUUUGGCUGUUUAUCCUACUCUGCAGCUCUACAGCAGAUGAAAACUCUGUCAGAGAUGCUGACAUCUUUCCUUCAUCUCCUGAAAUUGAAAGAGGAUCCACCCUGAAACUCUAUUGUUCUCUUGGAAAACGCUAUACACCUCACAGAAAUGCAAGCCACAUAAUCUGGAAAUUGAAUCAUGAAUUGAUUGCUCAGGAAAACUAUAACAUUGUGAACGAGACUGUAUCUAGUGUAACCAUCCAUAAUUUCACUUACAGCAAAGCUCAUGUGAAAUGUUUCAUGAAGUACCUGGACGAGGAACAACUUCUGGUUCACACGGAAGUAGAAUCUGGCCUUCCACCAGAUACACCAAGAAAUAUUUCCUGCACUUUUUACUUUAAUACUAAACUUACCUGCACCUGGAAUUCAGGAAGAGAAACAUAUCUUAUGACAAACUAUACUCUUUACCGCAAAAUGAUGUCAGAAGGAGGGGUAUUCUGCUGUGAAAGCAAAACAGAGUCAUGUUCGUUUCAUCAUCCAGAUACUCCAUAUAGUAGUUCGUCUUGUUUUCAGGUGAAAGCUGAAAACAUUUUGGGUGAAGCCUUCUCAGACUGUGUUCCCAUACGUAUGGAAAACAUAGUGAAAUUAGACCCUCCUGAAAUACUUUCAGUUAAAAGAAUCACUGAUAUAAAGCAGUUGCUUACAGUAACCUGGAAAAUGCCUGAGAAGAUUAUCUCUUCAAAAAAAUUUUUUUGCCAAAUUCAAUACAGAAACUUAUAUUCAAACUCUUCGGAAAUUGUCACAGUCCCACUGAAUUCUGGAGAGAAAACAGGAUCGUGUAAUCUCACAGGUCUGUGGGACUCCACAGAGUAUUCAGUUGCAGUUCGGUGUAUCAGUGUUGGGUCAAUGUUCUGGAGUGAAUGGAGUAGAAGGAAAAGUGCAAGCACAGAAGAGAAAGCUCCUUCAGAAAAAGUGGAUUUUUGGAGGGUAAUUGAGUCUUCACCCUCAGCUGAAAGUAGAUUUGUACAUCUUCUGUGGAAGCCAUUAAAUGACUUCCCACCUUCUGGAAGAAUUCUAGGUUACAAAAUACAGUAUUUUCCAGAAAAUGAUGCUGCACUUAAAAGGACAAACUUCUCUAUGAGUAAGAAUAUUAGUUUACUGUUAAAUGAAGAGGCAUACAUAAUAUCUGUUACUGCUUAUAACUCUGCUGGAUAUUCUCCUGAAGCUGUUUUGAGGAUUCCAUCCACUAAUGAAAAAACUUCUCAGAUUAUUGAAACAGUGAGGACCUUCACAACAAAGGAAGAAGUGGUUGUGGAAUGGACAGCCUCUGAAGCAGAAGUAACUCAGUACAUAGUUGAGUGGUAUGAGGAACUGGAGGCAAAUCCUUUUGAUAGAUCUUGGCAAUAUGUAACAAAUUCUACAGUCUGGAAAACUAAAAAAAAAAACUUUAAACCAUUUAUAUGCUACAACAUCUCAGUGUAUCCUCUCUAUGGAAAUACAGUAGUGGCUCCAUAUUCCAUACAAACUUAUGUUCAAGAAAAAAAACCAUCGGAAGGACCUGUGGCUGACACAGGUAUUCCAGGGAAAAAUGAAGUUACAAUAAAAUGGAAGGAGAUUUCAAAGGAUAAAAGAAAUGGAUUUCUCAGUAACUAUACAAUAUUUUAUAAGCCUGAAGAUGGAAAAGAAUUGAAUGAAACAGUGAACUCUGAUGUUCUGCAAUACCGAUUGAAGUCCUUAAAGUCUGAUACGCAAUAUACUGUCUAUAUCAUGGCAAGCAAUGAAGCUGGUGGAACCAGUGGAGAGCCAAAAACCUUCAAGACUUUGAAAUUUGAUAAAGAAGAUAUUCUUUUCAUUGCUCUACCCAUUGGAUUAAGCAUGUUGUCUCUGUUAGGCAUUUGGAUAAUGUGCAUUUUGAAAAAAAACAUGUUUAAAAAGGUUUGCUGGCCUGAUAUACCCAAUCCUGUGGGAAGCAUUGCAGUGGGAUGGCCUCUUGAUAGAUCUAUGAAUAAUUCAUUUUUGGAGAAAGGAAUACCUGAGGACAAACCCAUAGACUCUGAAGACCUAAGUGUUUUGGAAUAUUAUUUUCCUGAAGGAAGCCAGGAAGGAUCUCUGCUUAUCAAUUGUGAAAGGCAUGUUUCUGAAUAUACUGAUAUUAAUACAAAAGUCAUGGUUAUUGGAGAUAGAAAGAGACUGUAUAAUGAAGAAAAUGAAGUUGCUAAAUGUUUUUCAUCUUCCAUGCCUUAUAUAAUUACUGAUCAAGAUAACAGAAGUCAAAUGCAUUCAGCUUUGAUACCAGUGAAGGAAAGCCAACCUACAGAAAUGCUGGAGGAUGAUUUGUGUGAGUCCCAAGAGACUUCAAUUACAAAAGAAGAAAAUGAUAAUGAAGAAGUGUUAAAGCUGGAAGAUUCCAGUGAAAGAGCACCGUUCAAUCCAUACCUUAAAAAUUCUGUUAAAACAAGGGAAUUUCUUAUCUCCGAACACAGCAAGAAGGAAAUCAACAGCCAGUCAACUGUCUUACCUCCUUUUCAACAAGAUGUUGCAGGACAGUCCUAUGUGACACUGGACAUGUUCAGGCCAGCCACAGCUCAUUAG